AAACAUCCUCUUUCACUUGCAAAACCCUAGCUAUCAUUCCUUGCUAUCUUUUGGCAUUGUUUUCAAAUGGAGAGAGUGACGAAGUUGGCAGCAGAGAAGCCGGUGGUGAUGUUCAGCAAGAGUUCAUGUUGCAUGUCCCACACCAUCAAAACCCUUUUCUAUGAUUUUGGAGUCUACCCAGCAAUACACGAGCUCGACGAGAUCCCUAGAGGAUGCGAAAUCGAACAAGCUCUCGCAAGGCUCGGUUGCAACCCUUCUGUUCCAACCAUCUUCAUUGGUGGUGAACUUGUUGGUGGAGCCAACGAGAUCAUGAGUCUUCAUCUUAACCGAUCCUUAAUCCCAAUGCUUAGACGAGUAGGGGCCCUCUGGGUUUAAUCCAAAACUCCAUUAACUUCCAACCCAAGGCACUAAUAAAACUAAGCUUAUAUUUAUAUAAACAGUCGCAUAAAUUAGAUCCAUCAAAGAAUAGAUUUCAGGUCUAGUUAACAGUACAAUGUUUAGAGAACUACUUUACAUUAUCUUACGAAUCAACGAGUCUACUCAGCGAGUGUAUAACCUU
This is a messenger RNA of Hibiscus syriacus, 559 nucleotides long. Its product is annotated as monothiol glutaredoxin-S4-like. The transcript has a single exon. The record is from RefSeq and is a predicted model, not a curated record. NCBI's taxonomy places the organism in Eukaryota, Viridiplantae, Streptophyta, Magnoliopsida, Malvales, Malvaceae. Bases 67 to 375 code for a protein of 102 amino acids.